AAAGCUGGAGCAAAGAAAUCGGUUUUAAUGCCUUUUCCCAAUGAGUUUCUCUCUUCGAUUGGAUAUAGCCAUGCCAUUAAUUGUGCUUCAACCGGACCUACGGGUGUAAUAUAUGCAUCAUAAAUCUGCUGGCUAAUCCUCGAAACAUUUAUGAAUUUCAUAUCCCGUAGCUUUUUGCGGUUCGGGCAAAGGGGGUGAGGUUGCUUGUCAGCUACAGUCUUCCCCCGGAAUCAGCGUUGGGGGUCCCCCAGACGGAGCAGGGUCACCCGUGACAUUACCGCCUCUCAGGAAUAACUUGCUAACGCUCGGAGGCAAUAAGCACACGAUGAGCGAGCUGUCGCACGCCGGGAGCCUCCAGCAGAUCCACGUUCAGCAGCUGUUCGAGGAGAACAGCAACAAACGGACGGUGUUGACCACGCAGCCCAACGGGCUGACGCCGGCGGGCCGGCCCGGCCUGCCGCUGCCCGACCGGCCGCAGGAGGCCAGCCAGGGCCGGCAGGCCAGCUCCGCCUCCCUCAAGUCCGCCGACGGCAAGGCCAAGCCCAGCCCCAUGACCCCCGAGCAGGCCGUGAAGCAGGGCGCCUCCAAGCUGACGCCGUUCGAGCACCAGGAGAUCUACAGCUACUCCGAGGUCUACUUCACGGGCCCCAACGCCAAGAAGAGGCCCGGCGUGGUCGGCGGCUCCAGCAACUCGGGCUACGACGACGACCAGGGCUCCUACGUCCACGUGCCGCACGACCACAUCGCCUACCGCUACGAGGUGCUCAAGGUCAUCGGCAAGGGCAGCUUCGGCCAGGUGGUGAAGGCCUACGACCACAAGGCGCACCAGCACGUGGCGCUGAAGAUGGUGCGCAACGAGAAGCGCUUCCACCGGCAGGCGGCCGAGGAGAUCCGCAUCCUGGAGCACCUGCGCAAGCAGGACAAGGAGGCCGCCAUGAACGUGGUGCACAUGCUGGAGAACUUCUCCUUCCGCAACCACAUCUGCAUGACCUUCGAGCUGCUCAGCAUGAACCUGUACGAGCUCAUCAAGAAGAACAAGUUCCAGGGCUUCAGCCUGCCGCUGGUGCGCAAGUUCGCCCACUCCAUCCUGCAGUGCCUGGAGUCGCUGCACAAGAGCCGCAUCAUCCACUGCGACCUCAAGCCCGAGAACAUCCUGCUCAAGCAGCAGGGCCGCAGCGGCAUCAAGGUCAUCGACUUCGGCUCCAGCUGCUACGAGCACCAGCGCGUCUACACCUACAUCCAGUCCCGCUUCUACCGCGCGCCCGAGGUCAUCCUGGGCGCCCGCUACGGCAUGCCCAUCGACAUGUGGAGCCUGGGGUGCAUCCUGGCGGAGCUGCUGACGGGGUACCCCCUCCUCCCCGGGGAGGACGAGAGCGACCAGCUGGCCUGCAUCAUGGAGCUCCUGGGCAUGCCGGCCCAGAAGCUCCUGGACGCGUCCAAGAGGGCCAAGAACUUCGUGAGCUCCAAGGGCCACCCCCGGUACUGCACGGUCACCACCCUGCCGGACGGGUCCACGGCGCUGACGGGGGGGCGCUCGCGGCGGGGCAAGCUUCGGGGCCCCCCCGGCAGCAAGGAGCUGUCCACGGCCCUGAAGGGCUGCGACGACGCCCUCUUCCUGGACUUCCUGAAGCAGUGCCUGGAGUGGGACCCGGCGGUGCGCAUGAGCCCCGGCCAGGCCCUGCGCCACCCCUGGCUCCGGCGCCGCCUGCCCAAACCCCCCCCCGCCUCCGCCGGCGGCGGCGAGAAGGCCCCCGCCGCCAAGCGCAUCACGGAAACCUCCGGCGCCCUGACGGCCAUUUCCAAACUGCCGACGAACGCCGGCUCGGCGGCCCGACUCAGGGCCAACUUGGCGCAGAUGGCCGACGCCAACGGAAAUUUACCACAGAGGACCGUCCUGCCCAAACUGGUCAGCUGAUCUCAGACGGGCGUACCCCUAGUUUUAACGUUUUUUUAUUUUUUUUUUUUUUUAUUAAAAAGGGAGCGAUCCUCUACGUCAGAAUGGUGCGCGAAAAAGCGAAAAGGCGAAACGGUUUCGUCGUUUGCUGAACGUCACUCCGGUUCGAGUGUGAAGGUUUUAGGUUUUUAUGUUUUAAAAAAAAACGAAACAAAAAAAAACAGUGAAAUCACUACACAGUUGUGGGGUUUUCUAUCACCUGUAUGCCGUAAAAGAAUAUUACAAGCAUUUAUAUUUAAAAAAUAUAUAAUUUAUUGGGGGAAGAAGGGGAACAAUGCUCUAAGGUUUUUUUACCCCAGGACAGCGCACAGUGUUGCUAAGUAGCCCAAAUUUGUGCGGUCUGGCUGAGUAGAUUAGGAAGCCCGUACGGUUGGUUUUCACUCGUCUGUGUUGCAGUGUAGAUGGGAGUGUAGGACGGACAAGGUGUGGCUGGCCAAAGUGAUGCACUGCAGGUGUCCACGGUCAUCAGCGCCCGAGGGGCUCUAGGUUCUGGUCCUGAGUGUUGUAGGUCUGCGUCAGCAGUAUGACAAGGAGCGGUGAAAAUGAUGCCACAGCGCAUUUUUCUAGCCGUUUUGGAUAGAAAA
Messenger RNA from Anguilla rostrata (American eel), 2538 nucleotides. RefSeq names its product dual specificity tyrosine-phosphorylation-regulated kinase 2-like. Gene Ontology annotation, molecular function: ATP binding; protein serine/threonine kinase activity; protein serine/threonine/tyrosine kinase activity. The transcript is spliced from 3 exons. Gene Ontology annotation, biological process: peptidyl-threonine phosphorylation; peptidyl-serine phosphorylation. Lineage: Eukaryota; Metazoa; Chordata; Actinopteri; Anguilliformes; Anguillidae. The record is from RefSeq and is a predicted model, not a curated record. Bases 326 to 1915 code for a protein of 529 amino acids. Gene Ontology annotation, cellular component: cytoplasm; cytoskeleton; nucleus.